Molecule: messenger RNA, 1027 nt
Organism: Protopolystoma xenopodis
Lineage: Eukaryota; Metazoa; Platyhelminthes; Monogenea; Polystomatidea; Polystomatidae
Source: the annotation of a GenBank genome assembly
UUAGUCUGCCCAGAAAGCUGACUUUUCUGGCUCUCGUCGGUGCUCUUUUGAGGGCGCCUCGGAAACGAGCGGCCUUGGCGACCGACGUGCAACUUUUGGUCUGGCGCCUCUUCUAGAAAAGUGGAUUCGGAUCGACUGCCUCCAGAGCCCGGGUAGCCUCUCGAGAGUCGGGCUUUGUGUCGGCCUGCGACGGGGUUCAUGUUUAGAAAAGGGCGUUUCUGCCCAGAAUGAGUCGGCCACAGAGCGGUUGGUUGUUGCCUUGCGUAUGUUCUUGCCCGCCCUGGCAGCAACUGACAAAUGGAUUCCUGUUCUUUUCGGCUUCCGGCCGCUGAGGAUUUCAAUCUCUCCUCCCGGAACAGGACGGAAAGUUGAGCAUACUGAACGGUCGGUGGUGGAGAGACGUGAUCCGGACACCAUGAUGCCCAGCCCGAACACACACAGGUUCACGCAUUCAUGCACAGACGGGUCAUCAGACGAGCAGUCCGCUCUGAUUGAUGGCUUGUAUGGUUGGAAGGUUGCCCCGUUCUUCCUUUCCGUCUUCCUUCUCGUGUCUCCAGCCCGUUUCUCUCAAAGUCCAACUCCUUCAUUUGCACUACCAUUUCGUGCGUCAGCCCUCCUUUACCCUCACCGCCACAACGACAAGGUCCGCUGCAGCAACCACCACCGCGAUGAUGACAACGGCAACUGCCCCAUGAACUACUGCGGAUGCCCCUCCUCCACAAACUUCUGCCAGAUCCUGCCCUCUGUCUGUCUCUCGCCUCCCCCCCAACCCCACCCCACCCCCCCUCCAACUACGGGAGCAACACGACAAAAGAUUGCUUUAACCUCCGCUGCAAUGCUCGAGGCGAUGGCUACCCUUUGGCUCUUCUGCAAAGAUUGUGACUUGUCCGAGGCCACGAGAACACCCACUCUUGCGCUGGUGUUGGGGUGGGCGAAGAAAACUGCGUCUUCACGGUUGGAAACAGGGCCUGUUGGCCCACACGUUGGCCACAAAGACAAUAGCGUGUGUGCUGCAGCCUCUUUUUGA